Molecule: messenger RNA, 1223 nt
Organism: Candidula unifasciata
Lineage: Eukaryota; Metazoa; Mollusca; Gastropoda; Stylommatophora; Geomitridae
Source: the annotation of a GenBank genome assembly
ACUGGCAAGGAGACGGGUAUUCUAGUCAGGGCGACCGGAGACCCCACGCCUCCAUUUUCCCUCACGUCCAGCACCCACACUUGCAGCCACACAGCCUCGACCAGGGCGGUCACAGCGUGCACGACCAGGUUCACAGUGGUUCUCAGAUCACGAAUCUGUCCCAAGUUCCCAUCGGGCUCCACAGCGGACACCCCCAGCUCUCUGAAGUCAGUCCAACCCACGAUUCCCGCAGCAUGGCCAGCAUGACCUACCCGCCUUCGUCCCAUAGCCACGCACACGUUCAUGGACACAACCACGCCCUGACACACGGCCACUCGCCAAAGUCCAGCCCAUACAGCGUCAACGGACUGUCCCUGUCCACGCCCAAUGUGGACUUGCUACAUCCAGCCAUGAGCUACCAGAAUGAUAUGUUCUCAAACCCGCGAAAGCAGCGGCGGGAAAGAACGACCUUCACCCGAUCGCAGCUGGACAUUUUAGAGAACUUGUUUUCCAAAACUCGCUACCCGGAUAUCUUCAUGCGCGAGGAGGUGGCGCUGAAGAUCAACCUUCCCGAGUCACGUGUUCAGGUUUGGUUCAAAAACCGACGAGCGAAGUGCCGACAGCAAGCCAAAGCUGCCGACCAGAAAAAGACAACAACCACUAACACCGCCACCGCCAAUAACAACAGCAGCCACAACAACAACAACAACAACAGCAACAGUAAUGGCAGCAGCGGUCCAAACAGCGGACACGCCAGCUCACCGCCUCCCAAAAAAGAAAUGAAAGCAUCCCCUCCUCCGUCUUCAGUAUCCCCGGUUGAUUACAAGCCAACAGUCUCGUCUCCGAUGCUCCACCCGUCAAGCAGCCUGCUAGCAGUCAAUCAGCAACGGCGGGACAGCAGUGACGUCUGGAACCCGGCCAACCCCAUGUUUCAGCCAAUGCCAGAUUUGAGCAGCUGCAUGCAACGACCCCAUUACGCCCUUCAUAACGGACAAGCCCAGUACACGCAACAGAACUACACCGGAUAUCACCAUUAUGGCGCCAACAUGGAGUCGCCAUAUUCUCUACCCAGCAUGCAGAUUCCGGUCAUGUCCAGUUCCCACCAGAUGGGCAGUGUGCCCACCCAGCAGACGUAUCAAAUGUCUGGAUAUGGAACCUUGCCCUCCGCCAACACGCUUCCUCGCCCCAGUGCUCAGUCUCACGGGGACUGCGGGGAUUAUAAGGACUAUGUACGCUUAUUCUGA